AUGGCGACCAAAUCGACCAGGGUGGUCGAUUACUUUUAUGUAGCUGGAAUAUCUAGUGAUGCUGAUCUGGCAUCAAGGAAAACUAACGCCUCAUACACCCCCCCAUCAUCUGCAAGGCCCUCUCUGACCAAAAAUCCACUUCAGGCUGACUCGCCAAGUACUAGAAGGCGUGGAACUCUUACUCCUUCUCAUUUACAAUUGCUUUCUCCUACAGAACAGGCACGAUUGGCCAACAAUGAUUCUGGAAUGCCACCACAAACACCCAGAACUCCAGUGAAUCCCGACAAGAAACCUCACCCGUUGGAUUUUGGCUAUCAGGCCGAGCUGCUCUUGAGAUAUCCAGAGCAUGACUGGAGUGAUCCAGAACGGUUUCCUGCCUUCACUCCCAUGUUUUGCUUCCCAAAUGAUCUGAGAUUUGGCUAUGACAAUGGUCUUCGACCUCCAGAAACCUAUCACUCGUUCGUUAUAACGCAGGAAACAGGUGCAAGAUUGUACGGAGUCUGCUUGACUCUAUACGAGAAAUUGUCACCAGAACUGACUCGUCAGCUGGAAAUACUGGUUGCCGCGUGGAGGCUCGAGAAUAUAGUUACAAGCGAUGUCGAAUACGUUAAACACAUACAAAAACAGCUAGAUCAAGCCACUGCGACUUUGAAAACUCUUCGAGAGUCGGAUCCUACAAAAAAGGAUCAAGAUGUACAAGAGACAAUUUUCGAUCUGGAGGAUAAAGUCACUCUUUACGUGGACUUGUUGGCUCCAUUACGUAGAAAUGUCUUGUUUGAUGCCAAUGGUGCAUACAUGCCACGAUGUGUAGGACUCAUGAGUCAUUGGCCAUGGCAUGAUCUACUAAAGGACUGGCUGACUGAAGUCGUAUAUUGUCUACGAGAUCAAAAUACUAUUUCUGAAGAUGCUACUAGGAAUCGGUACAAGAAUGUUGUAUCAAAACUACGAGUACCUUUAGAACGGUAUUUGGUGAAUUUGAUACAUGAGAUACCGUUGCCGCCUCCAGGAAAGCUCGAAGUGUCUAUAUCUGUGGGCAGAUUCCACUUGUACUGUUCAAGACCACCAGCCAAUACGAUUUCAGUCAUCCAAAACUUUUCUAUAUAUCCGAUAUUUCGAACCCUCUCUAUACCUCAUGUGGUGUCGCUCUUUGAAUUAGUUUUGGCUGAACGUAAAAUCAUCUUGCUAUCAUCGCAUUUGGUCAUGUUGACUCUAGCUGCUGAGACACUUUCAGUACUUGUAUAUCCUUUCGCUUGGCAGCAUAUCUACAUCCCUAUAUUGCCUGCUCGCUUGUUGAGUUAUUUGCAGGCACCAAUGCCGUAUAUCGUCGGUGUCCAACGAGAAUACUUUGAUGCAACUGGACCAGAUGCACCACCAUCAGAUGUAGCUAUUGUUGAUUUAGAUAACGAUGUGGUUACCGUGGAAGAUUAUCCAACAAUGCUUCCAACUCACGAAAGAAAGAAGCUCUUGACGAGACUGCAUAAAUAUAGUGGAGCUACAGGAUUGCUGACAGUCAAUGUCGCACUAGGUGGAAGCUCUGGGUCCUUAUCAUCUCGUAGACCUCGUGGUGUACCAUAUACAUCACUACGAGCAUUCCCAGAUGGAAGAACAUGUCCAAAUACUGCUGACUCUUACAAACGAGUGAUCAAUGACUAUACCGAGUCUUAUCAAAAGCCACAGCCAGCAGUACCUGGGCCAAAGACACUGGCUAGAGCUUUGACGCCGUUACAGAUGGGUUCGAGUCUAAACAGUAAAAACUCGGGAUCAUCUGGUGCUCUGAAUACCAUGACAACAGCAACACCGUCACCUGCAGCAGCAAGUAUUUUAGGUAAACUGAGAUCGUUAGCGACCUCGGUAUCUAUGAGUAGUCUUGCCCGCGGAGAGUCUCAAGAGUCGAUGGAUUCUAUGGAGUUCGAUCAAGCGACGCCCAGUAGUGGAAUGUCUAGAACAUCGUCGUUCGGUCCAGGAAUACCUCCUGCAUCACGACCGCCACCAAUGCCAGCACCAGGACGUGAACCUCUAAGUAAUCUGCAAUCGCCAGGAAGAUCUCUUGCAUGGGGAUUUAUACCUAGUCGAGAAGUAUCAGUGUCUGGUUCUCCAACAUCAGGAUCUCCUGAACGUAAAUCAUCAGCUACAGGACAAACGGGCAGACCAUCUCCUCUUGGAGACUUUCCUACGUCAAGCGAUACAAAAGUCAGCAUAGAAGUAGAAGCACCGUCAACCGUUGACAUAUUAAACGGCAGCCCUGAAAGAGGCCAUCAAAGGUUUAGCUCAGAGAUCUCUGGUCGCCCAGGUUUGGUGCGUGGGACGGGUCACAGAAGACAGGUGUCUGAAGGAUCGAGUAGGUCUUGGUUGGCAUCCAUGAUGCCGCAGUCCUUAUCUCCAUCCUCUCCACAAGCCACAUCAUCCAAUCCGUCUCUGACAGGGUCUUCUAUAGUCCGUGACCCAGAAACGUCUUCGGUGGAAUCUGCAGAUUCUUCGACCAGUAAAUACUUUAAAUCCUUCUUCCAACGCAGACCACCAUCGGCCUUGAUGAAUGAAGACUCAUUUGUGAGUACUUCCUCAUCAGAAAAUCCGGCUCACCCAGAGCUUUCGACCUCAGCAUCAACACACUCCAUGUCUUCAGCUUCGUCGCAUCAAGAUCAGAACACGGCCGAUCACUUACCAACAGAUGCUAUAUUACUAUCAGCUACUUCGAAUACGGCCAAGUUUAGUCCUGGUCAUCAUAGAACACAUUCGUUGCAAGUUACCGUGCCUUCUAGCAGCAAUGCAAAUGAUCAUCAGCGCCAACACCAUCAUCAUCAUUCGCCGCAUCAGAUGUCUGAAGGAGCAGCAUCGCCUAAAUCACCAGAUAGAGAAAGGCCACCGUUUGAACGUCGUAGAAAUAGUUCAGGAAUGUCACCUCUAGGUCCAAGACCAGUCCCAGACCUCUUGUCGGCUAGCUCUCGACGACAAUCAUCGACACCAGAACCUCCUGCGACUAGCGGCAUGGGUGAUGUGGUAUCACCAAUGGUUGGAUCACCAGAAUCAACACAGUCUGUCGCAAGUUGGGGCUCUCCUGGUAAAGGAGGAGGAGUAGCAGGAGUACUACAUCGAUUAUCACAAUCUUCAGAAAGGGAGAGUCCCGUAACACCAGUAGGACCGGUAGCCAUGCCGCAGUCUAAACGUAAAGAGGGACACGUCUUUUGGGAGGUCAAUGUGUCGGAAUUGGUUAGAGAUGUUGCUGUGGAUGAUGGUGAUGGCGAGUAUGCAAAACCUAGUGUGGCUCGAGAGAAUUUAGAAGUGACUCAGGAUGGUGCGAUGCUUUGUCGGGUUUGUCAGGUUGAUUUGAGAACUGAUGAAGCAGGAAAGGCCUUGAAAUGUGAAUUAUGCUAUAUGAAAUGUCAUAUGACUUGCUUUGGUCUCGCCGAGUGUCGGCCAUGCCCAACCCUUUUCAAUGAACGCAAAGUCAGAAAUGCAUUUUUGAAGGUCUUUACCUCGUUGCUGAAAUCAUAUCGGUCAUGUCUGACGGUGCCAGACUCAGUCAAAAACAUAAUCGAAGCAUCACCAGUACAACAGAGUGGAACCAAAGCAUCAACUUCCCUACCACGUGGUAUUUCAGGUGGAUCGUUAGUAGAUACUCAAGGACUUGAUCUAACAAUGGAAGAGUGGUUUAAAAAGGAGGAUUUUUUGGCUGCUGUUGAACGGGAAACGAAAACGUUCAUGACAAUGUUGGUCGACACUCAAGCAUUUGCUCAAUUCACUUUGGAUAGGAUUGAGAGACCUGAAACAGAUCAUGAGAUCUUGUUUUUCGAUGAAUGUAUCAAGGCAAAGUUGAAUCGGUCUCAACUACGCAUCAAAAAGGAAGCUACACCCUUCUUGACUGAUCCAACUUAUGCUAUUACUCAAACGUUUGCUGCGCUGGCUCCCAGUAUUGAAGAUAUUGAUUCUGAUGCCAAGCUAGUCAUACAAGCCUUCCCCUCGAAAUUGGAUUCUCGAUAUCUUACUGCUCCACGAAUCGUGCAACCACUCAUAACAGCUUCAGAUCAAAAGAUGAUGAGAUCACAUACUGCUGGAAUAGUGCAGAGAGCUCGAAUGAUUGCAAAUACCAAGAGGAAGCAGGACUUCUCAAAAUGGAUGAGAACUAGAUGGAAGAUGUUUCAACAGAUUGGUAAUGGUGAAGUAGUUUCUCUGGGAUUCUUGUCUGAUGAGCAACGAAGGGAAUUGCUGGAUGAUCGGUUAAAACAAGUGGCAAUAGUUAUAGAAAAGUGUGAGGCCGCCCAUCUAUCCAGUCAACGACCGCAAGACGUGAGAAGAGCAUUACGAGACUUGUACGCUCAAAAUGAUGUCUUGAUGCGAGCUACAGAUGAGGAACAGCUUGUUGAAUCUGGUGAUCAGCAAGAAAUGCAAUUGACGCUAGCUAGAUUGUUUCGUGUCAUUACGAUAUAUGAAGAAUUCGCAUCAACGCUGCCCCCUGAAGUAGUAGAGCCCGAAACGCCGUCUGAUAAUAUCGCGAAUUAUCAACGUCGGCCGAGUAUAGUGGAUGGAUUUACAGAGGAGGUGUUAAGUGCUGUGGGGAUGCGUGUUGCUGAAGGUUUACGUAAAGAAAUGCAAUUAAAGAAGCCUCGAGCCAGUAAACCAUUACCCGCAAUACCAACGGAGGAAGUCCCAGAGCCAGUAGAGAUGUCUUCCCCCACACACGAUGGUAUAUUACCGAUUGAAGAGAUACCAGAGACAAAUAGUCUGGGAGUGGAUACCAGUCCCAUUCGCAGCCCUUCAACCGAUGAUCACUCUAUGUCACCUACAUCAGACGAAAGCCCUAAAAUAGAGUCAGAAAUGCAAGACACAAGUAGAAGUAUAGAUUGA
Messenger RNA from Synchytrium microbalum, 4842 nucleotides. RefSeq lists its product as uncharacterized. Lineage: Eukaryota; Fungi; Chytridiomycota; Chytridiomycetes; Synchytriales; Synchytriaceae. Gene Ontology annotation, cellular component: cytoplasmic vesicle. Gene Ontology annotation, biological process: regulation of Rab protein signal transduction. The record is from RefSeq and is a predicted model, not a curated record. The transcript has 11 exons. The coding region runs from base 1 to 4842 and encodes 1613 amino acids.